AGGAACGUGCUGGAACUGUCUGUCUUAAUUUUGAAUAAUGCACAUCUCCUCACUCUCACCUCCAUGACUUGAGCAUCUUGAUCUCCAUCAGAGAAUUACUCCGUCUUCUGUUGUGCUGAGAUAAGGCACGAAUUCCGUUUCUCGAAGACGCUCGGGACCGGUCUCGCCUAAUUAUCACCCUUAGUUAGAUCAAUCGUCUACAAGAAGCCAUCCAUUCCCCUGUCCCGAGUCUUCAAGUGUGACCAACUAUGUCUUCCCGCCCUUACGAACUUGUCGUCUUUGGAGCCACUGGCUUCACAGGAAAAUACACCUGCGAGCACAUCGUCUCGCAGCUGCCGACCAAUCUGAAAUGGGCUGUCGCCGGCCGCUCAGAGGGCAAGCUUCAAAGUCUUGUUGAAGAGCUCAAGUCGCUCAACCCUGACCGCGUUGCUCCAGAAAUCGUAACAUCUGGACUUGACAAGCAAAGUGUGAACGAGCUAGUGAAGAAGACCAAAGUCCUGAUCAACACUGUUGGUCCUUACAUGCUGUAUGCAGAGCCUGUUGUUGAGGCUUGCGCUCAAAAUGGUACCCAUUAUCUCGAUGUCACUGGCGAGACCCCUUGGGUUCGCGAGAUGAUCAAGAAGUACCACGCUACUGCCAAAGCCAACAAGGCUAUCAUCAUUCACCAGAUUGGUGUCGAGUCUGCACCUGCCGACCUUCUUUCAUGGUCAAUGGUGAACCAUGCUAGACGUACACUCUCUGCUGGCGUCUCGGAACUGGUGUACUCUGUUUACGACUUGAAAGGUAAGCCCAGCGGCGGAACCCUUGCUACAGUCAUGGGUCUGUUCGACAAGUACAGCCUUUCCGAGACGACUGAGGCCAUGAAGCCCUGGUCCCUCUGCCCGACCACUCCUCCUCGCAGCAGUCUUGAAGGUCCUACUCUAUUCCAAAAACUCUUUGGUGUUCGCCAGGUCCGCGAUCUUGGAACCCUGACCACUAGCAUCCAAGGUGCCGCCGAUACUACCAUCGUUCACAGAAGUUGGGGUUUGUUCGAGGACGGCAAUUUCUACGGGCCCAAGUUCAGAUUCAGCCCUUACAUGCACGUUCGUAACGUCUUCACGGGCAUUAUGAUGCACUUCGCACUUGCUUUCGGCAUGCUCGCACUUCUGCUGUCACCUAUACGCUCAAUUCUGAAGCGUGUUAUUUUCCAACCUGGCGAGGGACCCUCGAGAGAGUCGUCCCGUGGCGACAGGAUCGAGUAUCGUGCUCUUGCAACUGUCGACUCAGCCGACCCUAACGAUCCCAAGCGCAUUACUGGUCGCAUGGCAUGGGACGGCUCUAUGUACGCUCUUACUGGUGUAUUCUUGGCCGAGGCCGCAAUCACGAUCCUCAGAGACGAUACUCCGGCUGUUGGCAUGGGAGGUGGCUCUCUGACUCCCGCAACUCUCGGCGCACCCUUCCUCGAGCGCCUCCAGAAGGCUGGAUUGAGAACCGAUGUAAGAGUCAAGCCUUGAUUCAAAUCGAUCAUCGAACGAAACACAGGAGAUGGACGCGAUUCUGUAAAGACUAUAUUGUGCAAUGUUCAUAUCUCAUGAUUACUAGCAUCGUUCGAAUCCCAACUUGCGUCAAGCUGAUUGUUACCAAGCCAUGACUUGACCAUCUCCCUUGUCCGAGAUGCCAGGGUUGGCCCAAUACCUGCCGGUCGUACCAGAAAUGUCACCAAAGCCCAACUUGACAGGGAUUUUGGCACCGUCAAUUGGCUCCUUGGGUGGCUUUCCCAUGAUCCCGCCCAUGUCAGUGUCUACCCAACCCGGACAGCAUGCAUUGAUGGUAAGAUCUUGGUUUUCACGCGCAAGGACAGCUGUGAUGGCGUUGACGCAUGCUUUGCUGACACUGUAGCCUUGACCCUUGUCGCCAAAAC
Aureobasidium pullulans EXF-150 is the source of this 1900-nucleotide messenger RNA. RefSeq lists its product as uncharacterized. The record is from RefSeq and is a predicted model, not a curated record. The transcript has 4 exons. Gene Ontology annotation, cellular component: plasma membrane; mitochondrion; lipid droplet. The coding region runs from base 249 to 1493 and encodes 414 amino acids. Gene Ontology annotation, biological process: glycolipid biosynthetic process. Lineage: Eukaryota; Fungi; Ascomycota; Dothideomycetes; Dothideales; Saccotheciaceae.